UUUUUUAAACAUAUUUUUUCGCUUGGUGCGGCUCAGGAGCCGUGGAGCCGCGUAGAAAAUAUUGCAUCAAUGAAUCGAAGUGCAGAGUUCCGCUGAACGUCUACAUACAGCGCUGCCUUAUGAACUAAAGGUACGUUCAUGUUGGAGCAAUGAUAAAGGCUGCGUUAUACAACAUACGUAACGUAAACUAUAGAUUUCCAGCUGGCAGUGAAUUUCGAAACGUAGCUAAACCUUAGAUGUAUAGCAAUGUAUAGAGUUUAGCAGUUUAAUAAAGUUAAUUCAAAAUAAACAACAUGUCACGAAUUUUUCACAAACUAUUAAAUACAACGUAUCAUUUUAGAAGCAAUAAAUUUAUGCCAAUUUCCAUAAUAGUAAGAAAUAUGGCCACCGUGAAACGAUUUUAUAGAAAAACGAAUAUACUUUUAAGUGGUGACAAGUUUGAAAUCGUUCUGGAUCAAAGAAAGCUGAAGACACCGAAAGGUAGGAUAUUCGAAGUAAACAGUAAGCCCCUGGCUCUAGCAGUGGCAGCUGAAUGGGAUGCGCAGAAAGAAAUCAUUGACAGAGGAAGUAUGCACUUGACAUCUUUAUGCAAUACUGUGUUAGAUAAUCCAAAUAAUUAUACCAAGAUAGACCUGGUUAAUCAUAUAGUGAACUGUUUAGAAAUGGAUACAAUUUUAUUUUACUCAAGUGAGGUGGAUGAACUGUAUCAGUUACAAGUUGAAAAGUGGGAGCCUAUAGUUUGUUGGUUUUGUAAGCAUUACAAUGUGGAUAUUGCGAGAACUCAGAGUAUAGAGGCACCUACUGUGUCGAUGGAAACUAAAGCUGCAUUAACGAGGCAUUUAUUGUCGCACAAUUUUAGUAGUAUUUAUGGCCUUGUGUAUGCAGUAGAUGGGUUGAAAUCAGUCAUUUUAACUCUCGCUACAACUGCAAGAGUUAUUAACAUCUCAGAAGCGGUAAAUCUUUCACGACUAGAAGAAGAAUAUCAGAUCUCUCACUGGGGCAAUGUUGAAUGGCAUCACGAGUACAGCAAACACGAUUUGCAGGCCCGUUUAUCAGCGGCGAUGUUAUUUGUUUAUUUGAACUCUCAUUCUGCCACUUCACGACCCAAAAAUGACACCCCUGAUGUAAGCUAGUCUUAUAUAAAUUAUUAUUAAAGGGCUAUUAUGUCAAUAGAUAUAAAAUUUGCAAGUA
This is a messenger RNA of Linepithema humile (Argentine ant), 1191 nucleotides long. Its product is annotated as ATP synthase mitochondrial F1 complex assembly factor 2 homolog l(2)k14505. The record is from RefSeq and is a predicted model, not a curated record. Gene Ontology annotation, cellular component: mitochondrion. Gene Ontology annotation, biological process: mitochondrial proton-transporting ATP synthase complex assembly. NCBI's taxonomy places the organism in Eukaryota, Metazoa, Arthropoda, Insecta, Hymenoptera, Formicidae.